Messenger RNA from Dovyalis caffra, 255 nucleotides. The record is from the annotation of a GenBank genome assembly. Lineage: Eukaryota; Viridiplantae; Streptophyta; Magnoliopsida; Malpighiales; Salicaceae.
AUGGAGGAGAAACGAGUGUUCAAAGGGAGGAAAAGAUCCCUGAGCAAUGGAGCAGCUAGAGAGUCAUCUAAAGGCACUUCCAAUUCCAGAACAGCAAUGAUAGAGAGUGAUAGAACAGAGUUGCUAAGAAAUUGUCCUGAAGGGCUCACAGGGUGGAAUGAGGAUUGGGUUGGAUUUUUGGGAUGCAAAAAACAGCCCCACCUCGUGCACGUCAAGUUGAAUAAAGAAGCUAUUUUGUUGGACUCGAUGAAUUGA